AUCUAAUCUAACAACUUCAACCCAAUUCCACACUCCCUACUUCCUCUAAUCACCUUCCCCAGAAUACAAUGCAAACACACCACCCAUCCUAACCACGCACCAAUCCCAAUCCCACCUCCACCACCCAAAAAGAACCCAACCAACCAACCAAACCAGCACCAAAAAUGCGCCUCGCCCACCUCCACCUCCCCAACAUAACCCCCUUCAGCCGGGUCGCCAACAUCCAACAAACACUGACAAGCCGGCUCCUCUCCCAUAAAAAGCACCUCACCCCGAACCCCCCCGACCCAACUAUAAUAACCUUCAGCCCGAAUCCCGUAUACACAACAGGACGCCGCGACCUCCCUCCCUCCAACACCCUCAACAAUGCCAAUGCCAACACACUCUCCCUCCCACCCAGCCUCGAACCAAUCCGCCAGAUCCUAACCUCCCCUCAACCCAACUCUACUUAUGACCCUACCUCCCGGGUAGCAGAAUACCACCCCACCCUGCGCGGCGGACAAACGACCUACCACGGGCCGGGCCAACUAGUCGCAUACACGAUUCUGGAUCUACGACGGCUGGGACUCACCCCCCGGUGUCAUAUACGGUUGUUGGAGAAUAGUGUGAUUGAUGUGUUGAGGGAGUAUGGGGUGAGGGGGAUGGUUACGGAGGAUCCGGGGGUUUGGGUGCAUGGACGACGGAAACAACAUGGAGGGUCUGAGGGGGGUAAAAGUGAGCUGCCGAAGAAGAUUACGGCGGUGGGGGUGCAUCUUAGGAGACAUAUUAGUAGUUAUGGGAUUGGGUUGAAUGUGACGGAGGAGCCGAUGUGGUGGUUUCGGCAGAUUGUGGCGUGUGGGUUGGAGGGGAGGGAGACGACGAGUUUACAAGGGCUUGGGGUGGAGGGGGUGGAGAUUGAGGAGGUGGCUGGGAGGUUUGUGGGGAAGUUUGUUGGGAGAGUGAAUGGGGAUUUUGCUUGUGGGGAAGGGGCGACGGGGGAGGGAAUUGAGGAGGUGUAUAGGGUGAGUGAGGAGGAUUUGUUGAGGGAGGAAAUGGAGUGAGUGGUUGUAGACUUUAUACAAUCGGGGAGGGUGCGGUUGGCAGGGAUUGAAAGGAGGUUCUUGAGUACGCGAGAUACGGCGUGUUCAUUAUCAAUGGUACAUUUGCAUAGUCUAUACCAAUGGUCGAUGCGGAGAUCGACCAGAGCGAAUGAUGGAAUAUAGAUAAGCAGCCAUGGGUGUGUCCCGACUGGCGCGCUUUUCUGGAAGGUAUCCCCAGAGCAAACAUUAGGUAUACAGGAUUACAACAAGGGGUUCAACAAGUAUAUAUAG
This is a messenger RNA of Aspergillus vadensis CBS 113365, 1310 nucleotides long. Its product is annotated as lipoyl(octanoyl) transferase LIP2. Gene Ontology annotation, biological process: protein lipoylation. The record is from RefSeq and is a predicted model, not a curated record. The coding region runs from base 165 to 1040 and encodes 291 amino acids. The transcript has a single exon. NCBI's taxonomy places the organism in Eukaryota, Fungi, Ascomycota, Eurotiomycetes, Eurotiales, Aspergillaceae. Gene Ontology annotation, cellular component: mitochondrion. Gene Ontology annotation, molecular function: lipoyl(octanoyl) transferase activity.